Molecule: messenger RNA, 988 nt
Organism: Acanthoscelides obtectus
Lineage: Eukaryota; Metazoa; Arthropoda; Insecta; Coleoptera; Chrysomelidae
Source: the annotation of a GenBank genome assembly
UAUAGGUACGUUGUAAACGCUUUUUAUUGUUCAAAAAUCAUUUAUAAUCAAACUCACUGGACUAUAUAAAGCUAUGCGUUUCUGGAUGUAACGGUCUGGCAACAUACCGUUUUCUCGACGGCGCUGGCGCGCGGUGUCGUUGACCAUCGAGAACUCGAGAAUGCAUCGAUUCGCAUCCAGAUGCUAGAUCUAGAUGUGUUUCGGGCCCGGCAAACCGACAUCGGUCGGCGAAUAUAAAAACCCCUCCAUGGCAGAAAAUGGCAGUUGAAGGAAGUUACACGAAGCGAUAGCAAAGCGAGUGAGUGCGACCAAGCGAUCUCGAACGUCAAACCAAGCGGAUUCUUCUAGUUUUUUGAAGAUAGCCGUUAGGUAGAAGGAUGUCUCUGUUGCCAUACCUGUCCGACGACUCCCGCUUUCAUGUCAGCCCAUGGAGAAAUCGUAACUGGUUGGUAGACGACGACUGGUUCCGACCUGUUGUGGGGGUGCCGGCUCCACUCUACGAUUACCAGAACUACCUCAGGAACCUCCAAGCAGCUCUACAAGGUGACACAGGCAUUACGUACGAUAAGGACCGAUUCCAGGCCAGUGUAGAUGUCCAGCACUUCAAACCCGAAGAACUAUCUGUGAAGGUGAAUGAUAAUGUAGUAACCAUAGAAGGAAAACAUGGGGAGAAACCAGAUGAACAUGGAGGGAUCUACAGGCACUUUAUCAGAAAAUACACACUUCCACAAGACUGUGAUAAGAACAAAGUGGAUUCAAAGUUAUCAUCUGAUGGUGUCUUAACCAUAUGUGCACCCAGGGUUGGCCAGAAGGAGCAAAACAUUCCUGUUGCCAGAACUGGUGAACCAGCAAAGAUUCAACAGAAAUCUGAUAAGAAAUAAAAUCACCUUUCUUGGGGAGACUGAUUCAUUCUGAGCAUACAAUUUAUUUUUAGACAUUUGUUUGUAUAUAGAAUAAUAUCUUUAAUAAAUGUUAUAUUAGAAAUACA